This is a messenger RNA of Stegastes partitus (bicolor damselfish), 3845 nucleotides long. RefSeq names its product microtubule-associated protein 4-like. Bases 59 to 3475 code for a protein of 1138 amino acids. NCBI's taxonomy places the organism in Eukaryota, Metazoa, Chordata, Actinopteri, Pomacentridae. Gene Ontology annotation, molecular function: microtubule binding. The record is from RefSeq and is a predicted model, not a curated record. Gene Ontology annotation, biological process: neuron projection development; microtubule cytoskeleton organization. The transcript is spliced from 17 exons. Gene Ontology annotation, cellular component: neuron projection.
UCUGACUGUCACACACUCGGCAAGAGAGAACCGGGACGCAUCCAAACGUAACAGGACUAUGGACCUGAGCCUGAGAGAUGCUCUGGGUGGGGGUGGAGGUGGGGUCCCAGGUGGGGCCCCCGCUGAGGCCCUGCUGAAGAGAGACUUCGUGGCCUCGCUGGAGAAAGAGGGCUACGACGACAAGGUGGGAGAGACGGUGUCCAAGAGCGACUACCGACCCUUACUGGACGGAAAGGACACCAAGAGUGGUCCGGGAAUGAUGUCAUCAAUGAUGUCAUCAGGCGGACGCCAAGACCCUCCGGGACAGCCUUCCUUCGGCUCCGACUACCUGUCUGGUCCUAUGAUGGGUGGGAUGACAGAUCAGUGGAGCCUGAACAAGACAAAGGACAGCAGCAUGCCUGACUCAUUUCUAGGCUUCUCCCAGUCUGGCAUGGGAGGGACCAUGGGGUCCAGCCUGCCUCCAUUCCAGACCAGUAUGAGCUCCGCUCUGGGCCAGACUGGGAUGAGUCCAGCUAUGGACUCCCAGAAGAGUUCAGGCCUGUUUGGUGUGGAAAACAAAACCGCCACUAACACCAGUGGGAGCAGUCUGUUUAAAACCAGUGAUCCGUUUUCCUCCGGGGGCCCGGGAAUCCACUCGAUGGAUCACUCCGCAGCUCCCGUCCUCUCUCCCAGCGGCUCACUGGACGACAGCAGUCCCACGUCCUCCAACUCCGAACCCCUCAGCCCCGAGAGAGUGGGGCCGGGGGGCGAGGCCGGCAAGCAGCAGCAGCGACGGCGGAAGAAGAAGAGGAAGGGCCGCGACGAAGUCUACAACUUCCUGGAUAGCCAGGAGAAUAACAUCGGCCAAUCAGACAAGCAUGGGAUGCAGGAUCAGGGCAGAAGGGAGGCGGAGGAGGAUGAAGAUGAGGAGGAGAACUGGGAGUGGGAGAUCAGAGAGAGUGGAGGAGGGGGUAGAGUAAAAGGCAGGAAGACUAAGAGUCGAGCAAGACUUCCGGAAGAGUGGGGAGCGCCCCAGCAACCCGUCUCUCCCACACCAGCUACAGCCGCUACUGAUCCCAAAGCUUCAAACCCCGCUUUGCCCUCUGCCCCUGAAAAAAUACCCACAAGUUUCACCAACUGCUCCCAUGUUAGCCUCGCAACAGAUUCAUCUCCACGCUCCUAUGAACCCAUGUGCGUAGAUGAUUUCCCCGUGUCCGUUAAAGAUGGGCACAAGGCGACUGAAGAAAAAGUUCCAACCAGCAAACCUGAACCCAACAUUGGCUUAGCGUCUUGUGCUGCCAGCAAGACUAGUAUAUCUGGGGAUGUUGGCGGCAGUCUCGCUCUGAUGACAGGUGACAACCUGAGCCCAGUCUCCCAGACCUUCUCUUUCCUUGAUUCAGUCCUCCAGACCCCUCCAGGCUCCACUCCCGACUCGCAAACCACCACCCCAAUCACCAACACCCCUUCCCUCGCCACUGCUUCCCUGAUAAAGUCCACCCCGACUGAAACCCUUUCCUCACAAUCCUCAUCUGUUGUCAAGAGCACGCCAGACCUUCCUCCCACCUCCACUUUGUUCACCAACCCACCCUUAGCUGCUGCUGCAGGGACACUCCCCCCAACAGCUGCAGUCGGUUCAGGCCUCAACGUCGAUGCCAAGCCUUUCGUCCCCUCGGUUGCAUUCAUGUCCUCAACAGUUACUCCCAUUGCAGCUGCAGCCACUCCUGUUGUUAGCACAGCACCAUCCACAGCAGCCUCCACCAACUCAGCCACACCGUUUAGCUCCUCAGCUGCUCCCUGUAAGACCGAAGCCAGCCCCACAUCAUCAUCAGACACUCCCCCCAAAAGUGUAGCCUUGUCCUUUAGCUCACCCCCUCCCUCCAUCACCCAAGCAGCCCCUCCCUGUCUCCCUGCACACUCAGAGCACCAGGAGUCCUCGUCGCCACAGCUCCCCCCACUGGAAGUGAAAUCUGACAACAAAGACAAGCAAGAGAAGACAGACAUCAUGUCCGGCAAGACGGACAAGAUCGACACUUUUGACAAGAAAGAAGAGCAGCAGAAGAAGGACAACGGCCCAGACAAGAACCAGAAGUCGGAGAAGAUCAUCAAAAAUGAGGAAAAGAUGGAGAAAAUGAACGCGGAGAAAAACAACAAGACCACCGAGAAGGCGGAGAAGGUGGACAAGCCGGAGAAGACCAACAAAGACGAGAAGAAAGAAGAGGAGAAGAAACCGGCUGAGAAGAAGGAUGAUAAAGGAGGGAAAAGCACUGCAAAGUCUCCAACAGGCAACGGCAGCAAGACCCUGCCGAGCCCUGACAGCAAGAGCAAGCCUGAUGUGGGUUCAACCAAACCAAACUCAGCCAAAUCGCGCCCAUCCACCCUCUCCACCAAUGGCGAGGCCAACUCGGCCAAACGCCCCUCCCCCACCACAGCCUCAGCCAAUAAAAAAAGCCCUGUACCCAAGGCGACCACACCGACCGCUGCCAAGCGGCCGCCAACAGCGACUGGCUCCAACAAGGCUGGCAAGACUCCUGAAAAUGGUACUACUGAGAAACGUCCAUCCGUGCCAAAGGCCACACCAACCCCUCGUUCAACUGCCAAUAAGAAUGGCUCCCCUGCAACUGCUGCAAACAAAGCUGCAGCUAACAAGAAUGACAAGACUGAGAACAAGACAGGAGAGGCCAAGAAACCCAAGACUACAGCCCGUCCUCGCCCGGCCUCCACUGCCACCCCUGGUACCCCGGCUGCUUCCACCAACGGCGAGGCCAACACUCACCGCCGUCGGGUCAUCACCAAACCCCCGGUGCCCAAGCAGACCCCACUGGAGAAGAAGCCGGCGGUUCCCCGAGCCCCCAGAACCCCACGACCCAUCAACGCGCCCACACCGGACCUGAAGAACGUCCGCUCCAAGAUCGGAUCCAUCGACAACAUCAAGUACCAGCCCGGCGGAGGAAAGGUCUCCUCCACCCCGAACAACAAGACAUCAGACCCCUCUACCCCUGCCGCCAAGGCCAGAGUUCAGAUAGUGCACAAAAAGCUGGACUUCAGCCACGUCACCUCUCGCUGUGGCUCCAAGGACAAUAUCAAACAUGUCCCUGGAGGUGGCAAUGUGCAGAUCCUGAAUAAGAAGGUUGAUGUGAGCAAGGUGACGUCCAAAUGUGGCUCCAAGGACAACAUCAAAUACAAGCCAGGUGGCGGGGACGUGAAGAUUGAGUCGCAUAAGCUAAACAUUAAAGCUAAGUCUAAGAUUGGAUCCCUCGACAACGUGGGGCCAGGAAACGGACAGACCAACGGACACAAGGAGGAGAAAACAGAGGAGAAAACAUCUUCACCCCCGAGUGGCGCUCAGACAACAGGACCAGCAAGCGUUGCUAAGGCAACAGCACCAGGCGGUGUUGCUAAGGAGAACGGCGUGAAGGAGCCCACACCCACUCCUUUUGGGGGAGAUGGACUGAGGGAGCCCCUUAGCAUAGACAAGCGUGUCACUGAGACAAACUGAGUCCCAGUGAAAUGCAGAUUUUGGUGGGACUCGCAUGGCGCUCGCCGACCUGCCAAUCAACUGACCAACCAACCUACCACGGCGCAGUCACUUCCCUCUGGCCCCGCCCUUCAUCUCGCCCACCGCAGCACCGAACUGACCGAUCACCUCUCAGUGUUUCUCUGGGGUCUGCCUGCCAGCUUCCUGCUACAAACCCCCCUGACCUCUGACCUGUCGACGCCCUUUGGGUUGACCUUUGACCCUGCCUACCACAGAGAAGAGCACUUUCUGUUUGUCUGUGUUUCUCUGUGUGGGGUUUCCACCAGCUUCUCGACCGAUAAAAUUUCCUCGUAAGCACUGAUUUAGAUGACUUAAACCCCAAAUAUAACAA